AUGACUGAUUGCGGGGCUGCAAAGGAGCCUGUGUUGCCCGCCCACGCGAUGGAGGUAGUGACGGCUCUUGCUGCUGCUCCGGUUCCUGAGACUGAGGUUUUGACUGAUGUGUCCGCGGAGAUGAUGGACAAGGCUGAGUCGGAUAGAGCGUCCAAGUGGGCACGCAGGAAGGAAAAGAUGCUUUGCUAUCGUUGCGGGGACAAAGGUCACUUCAUUGCGGAGUGUGUGGCACGAUUGUGUGAUACUUGUGGUAAGCUGGCACAUGAAUCUGGGGAAUGUUCGUUAUUGCGUGAUCAGGCCCCUUCACUCAAGAUGUAUGGAGUUUACUGUGCUGAGCUCACGUUUUUCGAGUCUCCGACUGAGCACGAGGUGGCUGACGAGUCUCCGAGUAAGACCACGGGGAUUGUCAAGGUCACCAGAGGGGAGGUGUCUGAGGCACAGAUAGUGCAGAGGCUUCGAGAGCUGGCUCCUGGGGAUUUCCAGUGGGACCUUGUCGGUCUUGCUGAUAAGAUGUUCAGGGUCGAGUGCCCGUCUGUGGAGGACCUGCAGCGGUUGCUGAGUUUUGGGAUGUGUAAGGUCCCGGGUACUGAUGGCAUUCUUGAGUUUCAGGAGUGGAAGCUUGUUGAGCCUCAGGGCAUACCGCUUACGCAAGCGUGGCUACGCUUUUCCGGGGCACCUUCCUCCCCACUGCAGGAUGCUCGGGUUGUGGCCAGUUUGGGCAUUCUUGUGGGGAAGCCUGAGCGUGUGGACAUGACGUUCACUAGAGCUCAAGGGAUUGCUCGGGUUUUGGUCAGUAUUCUGAAUGUUGAGUAUGUGCCGGAAGUGGUUAAGUGGGCUUAUCGAGGCAGGAUUUAUAAUCUGGUUAUUGAGUUUGAGGACGAGAGCCUGUUGUAUGCACCGGCUCACGGGUCUGAUGUGGACAUGCAUGAGGGUGACGGUGGCGCGGGUGUGCAGGAACCGCCGGCCGAGGACUCCGGACGACAGCUGUCCAUGGGGCCGGGGUCCGACACCGUGACGACCGGGGAUGGGGCUGCUCAGCCCUCCUCGGUGCCUUCGAAGUCGUUGAGAUUUGGGUCCUUCGAACCUUUUUCUGCACCGCCGAGGUUAUGGAGCGAUCGGGUGGAGUCCGAGGAGGCCUUUGAGCUCGCUUUGCCUGCUUUGGAUUUUCUGGAUGCUGUGGACUCGGGUUCUGGGGAUCUCCGGGUUUCAUCACUUGUGGUCAGGGGGGCGGAGGAGGUGAGUCGGCAGGUGGCCACUCCAUCAUCUGGUCAGCGCGUGCCACCCCCUCAGGAGAUGCCGCAGCUUACAGGGCCUCCUAUGCAGGGAGGAGACAUAGGCCAGGCGGUCUCGGGUUCCUUUUGUGCUGAGGGCAGGGAUGCGGGGCAGGUGUCUCCCGUGUCCUCUGUUUUACUGGGAGGAGGUCUGGGUCAGGAGGACUCGGAUGCUUCUUCUCCCGUGGUGUCUCCUUCUCGGAUGGUGCCGGUUUCACCUUCGGGAGUGGGCUCGGGGCAGGCGGCUUCGGAGCUUUCUCCUAUGGUGGUGCCCUCUCCGGUGCAGGUUGGGGAGCCAGGACGGGCGGUCCUGGCUAUGUCUCCACCACCAUCGGCGAUGGCCUCGUCUGGUGGGGCGCGCCAGGCGUCCCUUCCUUUUGGUUUCACUGUGGGGCGGCCCAUGCAGGGUGCUCGGACGGCGGGUUGGGGUGAGGCAGGAGGCCGCACCCCAUCCGCGAUCUCUCGGGAGGAGGUCAUUGCGUUCGGCGGGAUCCAGGAUCCCUUGUCUAAGGGGCGCCGGGUGAGUGACCGUCUCCAGGCACAUCCGGAUGUGGACGAUAUCCAGCAACGGUGCGCCAUGAGGGCGGCCAAGCUUCGUGAGGUCGAGGUUUCUACUGACCUAGAGGCUGAGCGGGCCUUAGAGAUGAUUCGCGAUAUUGCAGCUGUUAAACCCAUGUGUGAUUCGGAGGUUCAUGCGCUUGGGGUCAGGGCGCUUGAAAUUUUUUGUGCGGAUCUUUUGCCUUCUAGUUCUGAGGCGGGGGUAGAGGAGGUCUCUACUGAGAUAGGUUUGGCAAGCCCCUCUGACACUGGGUAUGAGGACCAGUUGCAGAAUCAAGCUAUCCCAAAGCGCAAUUGGAAACGGAAGCCCGAGCUCAAGCCCGAUUUCUUGGCUGAUCUAGUUCGGAUGUGUGGUUCCGAGCAGCUGUCGUACCUGGUGGGGGGUGAUUUCAAUAUUAUUAGAAGGCGUGAGGAUAAGAACAAUGAUAACUUCGACGGCAGAUGGUCGUUCAUGUUCAAUACUAUCAUUGAGAGUUUGAACCUGAGAGAAAUUGAGCUCUCGGGCAGAAAAUUCACCUGGGCUAAUGCGCUGCCAAAUCCGACGUAUGAGAAGUUGGACCGUGUGUUGGCUAGUGUCGAUUGGGAACAGAAGUUUCCUCUAGUAACAGUCCAGGCCUUAUCCCGUGGUAUUUCUGAUCACACGCCGCUUUUUGUGGAAUCUGGUCAGCCCUCCCAUUUGGGGAACAAGAAUGUGUUCUCCUUUGAGAUGGCUUGGUUUGAACGUGAAGGCUUCUUUGAUCUUGUAGCUAGAGAGUGGGCUAAGGAUUCAGGAGGAAUCACUGCGCUUCAGCGCUGGCAGAAUAAGAUCAGGCACUUGAGGAGUGUCCUGCGUGGAUGGGCUAAGCAUCUUAGCGGGAUUUAUAAGGUUGAAAAGGAAAGGCUUCUGUCACUUAUUCAGUCCCUAGAUGUAAAGGCAGAAACCACGCUUCUGCCUGUCGCGGAGCUUCAAACUAAGCUGGACGCGGAAUUGAGGCUGAAAGAACUUCUUAGGGAAGAAGAGUUGAAGUGGGCGUUGCGGGCCAAGGUAUGGAGAGUCGUCCAGGGGGACGCGAACACUGAAUUUUUUCACAUGAUUGCUAAUGGUAAGCAUCGAAAGAAGAGGAUCUUUCAGCUUGAGCAAGAUGAGGGAACAAUUGUAGGACAGGAGAACCUAAAAUUGUACAUUACUGAGUUCUAUAAGCAGUUGUUUGGUCCUCCAGCAAAUACCUGUGUGUCUCUGGAUGAGUCCAGGGUUGAGGAUGUUCCUCAGCUCACAGUUGUUGAGAAUGAAGUUCUUACGGCUCCUUUUACCGAGAAAGAGGUAUUUGAGGCCGUUUCACAGAUGGAAACUAACAAAGCGCCGGGCCCAGAUGGAUUUCCAGCGGAGUUUUAUAAGAAAUGCUGGUGUAUCAUUAAAGGUGAUUUGUUGCCUUCGUUCAAUGAUCUGUUUGCUGGGCAGCUUCAUCUUUUUCAGCUAAAUUUUGGAACGAUCACACUUCUUCCGAAGAAAACAGAGGCUGUCGGGACCAAUAGGCUCUCACAGAUCGCGCAUGUUGUUGUGCAUCCUACCCAAACUGCUUUCAUGCCGGAUAGGAACAUCCUUGAGGGUGUUGUGGUCCUACAUGAAACGCUCCAUGAAAUCCACACGAAAAAGCUGGAUGGGACACACAAAGGCCUGAGGCAAGGAGACCCAAUGUCCCCUAUAUUGUUCAACAUUGUAGUUGAUAUGUUGGCCAUUCUCAUAGGCAGGGCAAAGAACGCCGGUCAGAUACUUCGUAACAAGUAUCUGCAAUCCAAAACCUUGUCACAGGUGACAAUGAGACCAACUGAUUCGCCAUUUUGGAAGGGGCUUAUGAGAGUUAAGUCAACCUUCUUUAAUAGAACAAAGUUUAUAGUCGGAGAUGGUAACGAUACUCGCUUCUGGGAGGACACUUGGCUUGGUGAGACACCUUUGGCAUUACAGUACCCAUCUCUGUAUCGUAUUGUGAAUCAUCGUGAUGCGCUUGUGGCGAUGAUUAUGCAGGCCACCCCUCUUAAUAUUCAGUUUAGGAGGGUGCUUGUUGGUAAUAGAUAG
Aegilops tauschii subsp. strangulata is the source of this 3882-nucleotide messenger RNA. The record is from RefSeq and is a predicted model, not a curated record. NCBI's taxonomy places the organism in Eukaryota, Viridiplantae, Streptophyta, Magnoliopsida, Poales, Poaceae.